UCUCAGGCAGAUCCAUAUGCACCCCAUAACCGGUACUGUCGCAUCUCUCAUCUGAUUUCUUCGUUGGCAGCUGAAAAUUGCGCUCCAUUACUCUCCGCAGCUUCCCUCAAUUUCAAUUUCAUAGCCUUUUCCUUUGAAUCCCAGAGAGAGUAAGCGUCCGCUAGUUUUCAAAGGAGCGAGUAAGCAAGAUGACCACCAUCCGCCGCUUUUGCUGCAACGAUCUCCUUCGCUUUGCCUCCGUCAACCUAGACCAUCUCUCUCAGUUCAAUAUGUCUUUCUACAUGACCUAUCUCGCCAGAUGGCCAGACUAUUUUCAUGUUGCCGAAGGCCCUGGAAACCGAAUCAUGGGUUACAUUAUGGGUAAAGUAGAGGGACAAGGAGAAUCUUGGCAUGGGCAUGUCACUGCAGUAACCGUUGCUCCCGAGUAUCGGCGGCAGCAAUUAGCCAAGAAACUCAUGAAUUUGCUAGAAGACAUCAGCGACAACAUUGACAAGGCUUAUUUCGUUGAUCUUUUUGUGAGAGCAUCAAAUGCACCAGCCAUCAAGAUGUAUGAAAAGCUUGGCUAUGUGAUUUAUCGACGAGUGCUACGCUACUACUCUGGGGAAGAAGAUGGAUUGGAUAUGAGGAAGGCAUUGUCUCGCGAUGUUGAAAAGAAGUCAAUCAUUCCUCUUAAACGACCAAUCACGCCGGAUGAAUUAGAGAAGGUGUAUUGGAAGGGCUAGAAAGUUAAAAUGUUGGCCUGAUGAUGUUGAGGGAUGUCAAUGACUAUAAUGGGUAAGAGGAAGGAGGUGGUGUUCAGUGGUUAUCAUGGUUGCUAUUGUUGGUGCCUGGAAGACAGAGAGAGAAACAAUGAAAGAAGGUGAAGGUUCACCAUUGAUGCUCCAUCCAACGCCGAUUAACCAUAAGUUGAUCCUUUUUGCAUUUUUUAAUUUUUAACUCUUUUGUUUUUUAUAAUGUUUGAUGAUGUUAAUAAAUGGUGGCUACAGGACUUAAAUUGAGUGGGAGUGGUUGCUUUGAAGUGCUUAUAUUUGCACAUAAAUCUUUACAUAUUUUGUGGUCUUUGAUAGUUGCUAAUUAAUGGUAUACUGGUUAGUUGAUAAUA
This is a messenger RNA of Arachis ipaensis, 1102 nucleotides long. Lineage: Eukaryota; Viridiplantae; Streptophyta; Magnoliopsida; Fabales; Fabaceae. The record is from RefSeq and is a predicted model, not a curated record.